This is a messenger RNA of Hyaena hyaena (striped hyena), 1888 nucleotides long. RefSeq names its product interleukin 20 receptor subunit beta (gene IL20RB). NCBI's taxonomy places the organism in Eukaryota, Metazoa, Chordata, Mammalia, Carnivora, Hyaenidae. Gene Ontology annotation, molecular function: interleukin-20 binding. The record is from RefSeq and is a predicted model, not a curated record. The coding region runs from base 124 to 1209 and encodes 361 amino acids. The transcript is spliced from 7 exons.
CUCAGACCUCAGCUCCAACAUCUAUACUCUGAAGCAAGGAUGGCUGAGAUGGACAGAAUGCUUCAUUCUGGAAGGAAACAGUGGUCCAGGUCAAGCUGAGUCGGCCAAAUACAGACCCACUCUAUGGUUCUAGAAGAAAUUUUGACACGUCUUACCAUGUGGUUUUUCUACGCCUUGAUUCCAUGUUUGCUCCUUGAUGGAGUGGCUGUCCUGCCUGCCCCCCAGAACCUCUCUGUACACUCAACCAACAUGAAGCAUCUCUUGAUGUGGAGCCCAGUGUUUGUGCCUGGAGAACUAAUACACUAUUUUGUCGAGUACCAGGGAGAGUAUGAGAGCCUGUAUAUGAGCCACAUCUGGAUCCCCAGCAGCUGGUGCUCACCCACCAAAAGUCCUGAGUGUGACAUCACUGAUGACAUCACUGCCACUGUACCGUACAGUCUCCGUGUGAGGGCCACCCAGAGCUCAGAGACCUCAGCCUGGAGCACCCUGAAGCAUCCCUUUAAUCGAAAUUCAACCAUCCUCAACCCGCCUGUGAUGGAGGUCACUAAAGACGGCUUCCAUCUGGUUAUUAAGUUGGAAGACCUGGGACCCCAGUUCGAGUUCCUUGUGGCUUACUGGAGGAGGGAGCCUGGUGCCAAGGGUGUAACUGUUUUCUGGUCUCCUAAAGGAACAUGUCAAAGUGGUGAGGAGCAGGGGCAUUCCAGUGCACCUGGAAACCAUGCAACCGGGGGCUGCCUACUGUGUGAAGGUCCGGACAUUCGUGAAGGCCAUCGGGAGGCACAGCCCUUUCAGCCAGGCAGAAUGUGUCAAGGUGCAAGGAGAGACCCUCCCACUGGCGCUGGCCCUGUUUGCGUUUGUUGGCUUCAUGCUGAUCCUCGUGGUGGUGCCCAUUUCGAUCUGGAAAAUGGGCCGGCUGCUCCGGCACUCCUGCUGCCCCGUGGUGGUGCUCCCCGACACCUUGAAAAUAACCAAUUCACCCCAGAAGUUAAUCAGCUGCAGGAGGGAAGAGGUGGAAGCCUGUGCCACUGCCAUGCUGUCUUCGGAGGAGCCCUUCAGGACCUGGAUCUAGGGGGCUUUGCGAGGCCCCAGUUGAAACUGAGAAGCUGGUGGGCAUGGCACUGGAACCACGAAGGGAAAGGCUGUGGAUCAGUUUUCCCCCAUGGACAAAUGACAAGAAAAGCUAGCAGAGCCUGCUGGGUCCAUGUCUAGAAGCGACCGUCAGAGGCAGAGUGGUUUGGCAGACAGAGCACUGAGUCGGGGUGAGGAGAUGUGGCCUCUAAGAACUGGAUCUGGCUGCCAUUCAUGGACUGAAUGACCCUGAAGAAGUGACUUGGUUUCUCUGGUCCUCAGUUUUGUCAUCUAUAAAAUGGGGGAAUUAACUAUACAACCGUUAAACCACCAUAUGCAUAUAUAUUUAUAUCCAGCACUUGGAGAGUUUUGGGAGACCGGCAACACUGUACAUUGUGAUUGUUUCACCUUUUCUGCAGAGUGUAAUAACAGUGUAAUAAGAAUGAUAAAAACUCUUCACACCAGCUAGCAUGAAGAUCCCGCUUUCGUAGAAGAAACCUGGAAGAAGAAAGGAAGGAUGGGCACAGCAGCGUUGACUUUGCUUCCAGCCAAACGCCUGUGCAGAGGUCAACGGCUCAGCCAGCUCUACAAUACAUGACCCAGAUGGAGGCCGCAGGCCCAUGGAAAAUGGGAUACUGUGGGUUCAUGAGAAACUUAACUAAAGAAUAAAUAAUGUGUGCACACUGAAGGCAGCACAUAAAAUGUAUGCAUAUGAGGAGAGGAGAAUGCAGAAAGAUGUCAAUAAUAAGUGUGAUGUUUGCUGUGUUCCCUUUAUCUGUAGAGUUGUUAAAGUAGAGCAUUAAAAAUAAAAAGGGGUCAC